Penicillium samsonianum is the source of this 1740-nucleotide messenger RNA. RefSeq names its product MFS transporter. Lineage: Eukaryota; Fungi; Ascomycota; Eurotiomycetes; Eurotiales; Aspergillaceae. Bases 1 to 1740 code for a protein of 579 amino acids. Gene Ontology annotation, molecular function: transmembrane transporter activity. The transcript has 6 exons. Gene Ontology annotation, biological process: transmembrane transport. The record is from RefSeq and is a predicted model, not a curated record.
AUGUCGGACCAUGUGGGUGCCGAGGAAAAUGUGCAAAAGGUCAUGUCAGCAACAGAGCACGUAGUGGCUCCCUCUCACGAGUCACAUCACUCCCAUGACUCCGAAGACCAAGACUCAGAAGUUGACCAUGAGCCCAUCCAAGAACGCUAUGGAAACCCUUCGUACUCUAGAUUCCGCCGAGUGGCCUCCAAAACGAUUGUGUCAUUCGGGCCUAAUGACCCAGAAAACCCCGUCAACUGGAGAACGAGGAGGAAGUUCCUUGUUCUCGCAGCUGGUGUCAUGCAGGUCAUGAACAGUACUAUCGGCUCGUCAAUUUGUAGCAACGCCAUCCCCCAAAUUGCCGAAGAGUUCAACAUAACCAACGAAACAAUGCUCGUCUUGCCCAUCUCCAUCUUUCUCAUUGGCUACAUCUUAGGACCAUUGUUAUGGGGUCCUAGCUCCGAGUAUUUUGGUCGGAAGCCCCCUUUGCUCAUCUCCUUUGUUUUAUUCAUGAUAUUCACGCUGGCGUGCGCUGUCGCAGAUUCCUAUGCAUCUCUGCUUGUAUUCCGAUUACUCAAUGGCAUGGUUGCGUCAGCGCCUAUCGCUACUGUCGGCGGAUUGUUCGCCGAUGUACAUGACGAUCCCACACUUCGGGGUCGCCUGAUGGCUUAUUUCAUGGCUUGUACAACCUUCGGGCCAAUCAUCGGACCUUUUCUAUCUGGCUUCGUGGCAGUUGUCAGCUGGCGUUGGUGUUUUUGGAUUGGACUCAUUCUAUCAGGCGCUACCUUGCCAUUGAUUAUCUUCAUGCCUGAAACCUAUGCCCCGGUCAUUCUGAAGCGUCGUGCACACAGGCUGCGCAAAGACACCGGCAAUUCAAGCAUCGCAUCGCCAUUGGAUAUUCAGAGUCGCAAUCUGCGAGAAAUGUUUCUUAUCACGAUCUCACGACCCUUCCGCAUGAUUAUUCAUGAGUAUAUCGUUUCUCUGACUUCGUUGUAUCUUGCUCUGGCAUAUGCAAUCUUCUACCUCUACUUUGAGGCAUAUCCAAUCAUCUUCCAAGGUAUCUACAAAAUGAGCCCUGGUAUUUCUGGCUUGAUGUUCCUACCCAUCGGCAUCGGCGCCGUCCUUGCCUGUGGCAUCUUCAUAUGGUACGAUGGCUACCUAGCCCGAGCGAAGGCCCGCAACGCCAGCUGGGCCUUCAUCGAGGAAUACCGCAGACUGCCCCUCGCCUGCAUCGGCGGACCCCUAUACGUGAUCUCCCUCUUCUGGGUAGGCUGGACAGCCUCACCAAACAUCCACUGGGUCGUACCCUUCCUCUCCGGAAUCCCCUUCGGAAUGGGCUAUCUGUUAAUUUUCAUGGCUAUGCUGAACUACCUGACCGAUGCCUAUGAGACACUCUCCGCCAGCGCACAGUCCGCUGCAAGCUGCACGCGAAGCAUUCUAGGUGCUGUGCUCCCGCUCGCGGCUAAGCCGAUGUUCAACAGGCUCGGCGUGCAUUGGGCUUGCAGUUUGAUUGCCUUCCUCAGUCUGGGUGUCUCUGUAAUUCCGUUUGCGUUUAUUCGCUACGGUGACCGUAUCAGAGCAAACAGCAAGUUCUGCCAGGAGCUCAAGCGCGUCAAGGAGGCUGAGCGGUUGGAGUGGGAGAGAGAGGAGCGUCUCGCGAAUGGUGAUGAUACCCUCGAGCCUAUCCCGUCCCGCAAUACUGGGAUUUCGAUGACGAGGAUCGAUACUGCUCGAACGGAUAAAGCAUCGAUUAUUUGUUGA